UGGCGUACGUGCAGCGCAGCAACCGGCUGUUCCGCUAUUGGGACCUCGUCGGCAAUAUACCUACCUACCUACCUACCUCCCAACUGCACAGAAAAAAGCUCAUUAGCUAUCGGGAGGCUCAAGAAACAUGGUCGUGCUAGCCGACGUCCUCCGCGAAUUGAGCUGGACGGAUCGUCUCCUUACCCCGGCGAUCCUCCUCAGCAUGAUCGUGGGCGUGAUCAUUGGGGAGCUUGCCGGAAACGACGUCCGCGACGCUUUUGACACCACCACGUUCCGAGGGGUGUCACUGCCCAUCGCCAUCGGUCUCAUCGUCAUGAUGUGGCCAGUGUUGACGAAAGUGCAGUAUGAAGCACUGCCGGCGCUGUUUUCGACGUGGCAUCUAUGGACGCAGACCUUUAUCUCUCUCUUCUUGAACUGGAUCAUCGGCCCGUUCGUCAUGCUGGGCCUGGCGUGGGCUACCCUGCCCGACCUUCCCCUGUAUCGCACGGGGGUCAUCAUGGUCGGUCUGGCAAGAUGUAUCGCCAUGGUCAUGAUAUGGAACCAGCUCGCUCGCGGAGACGCCAAUUACUGCGCGGUGCUGGUCAUCAUCAACUCGGUGCUGCAGAUAAUUCUUUAUUCUCCUCUCGCGGUUCUGUUCAUCAAUAUAAUCGGUCACGCCGACAAGCACGCCGCAAUACGUAUCUCAUACGGGGAAGUUGCGAUCGCCGUCCUGAUCUAUCUAGGGAUACCCCUUGCCGCAGGAUGCGUUACUCGCUACAGCGUUUGGCUUAUGACGAGCAAGCACUUCCUGGAGAAGAAGUUCUUGCCAUAUUUUGGCCAUCUCUCGCUCAUCGGUCUCCUCUACACGAUCAUCGUCAUGUUUGCGUAUCAGGGACAUCAGAUCCUGCAUCACCUUGGUCCCGUAUUCCGGACCAUGGUUCCGCUCGUGCUCUAUUUCGUCAUCAUGUGGAACAUAGCGUUCUGGUGGCUUUACCGUCUCAACGGUCGAUACGGUUCCAACGGCAGCUUCAGCUACGAGAUGGCCGUGGUGCAGGCGUUUACUAGCGGUUCCAACAACUUCGAACUUGCGAUCGCCGUCGCGAUAGCUGUCUACGGCGUAGACUCGCAGCAGGCGUUGGCGGCGACGAUCGGUCCGCUCGUGGAAGUCCCGGUGCUCCUCGCGCUCACUUGGGUUGCGCUCUACCUUCGGGCGAAGCUAUCGUGGACGGUUGUUGAGAAUGCAAGCUCGGUGGAGGAUGUAAAAGUGGAGCACGAGGGGAGUGGAGCCUCCCCAAGUUUGCAUUCCGCUCGCCAGAGAGAGGAACACGGCGUUGUGCGCCCGCUGCAUCCAUGAAUUAUGGCGGCGCUGGUGGAAGAAGCACGGUGACUAUCGGACGGGGUUGGUGCGUGCAGUUCCUGCACUGAUACGUCACGCGGGAAGGUCUGUAUGGGAAUAGCAGGUCAGAUGGUUACGGAUAUUUGGUCUUCAAUUCGG
This is a messenger RNA of Punctularia strigosozonata HHB-11173 SS5, 1474 nucleotides long. Its product is annotated as arsenical-resistance protein ACR3. NCBI's taxonomy places the organism in Eukaryota, Fungi, Basidiomycota, Agaricomycetes, Corticiales, Punctulariaceae. The record is from RefSeq and is a predicted model, not a curated record. Gene Ontology annotation, molecular function: antiporter activity; antimonite transmembrane transporter activity; arsenite transmembrane transporter activity. Gene Ontology annotation, cellular component: plasma membrane. Bases 128 to 1333 code for a protein of 401 amino acids. The transcript has 6 exons. Gene Ontology annotation, biological process: arsenite transport; antimonite transmembrane transport.